Suillus fuscotomentosus is the source of this 2751-nucleotide messenger RNA. RefSeq lists its product as uncharacterized. Bases 1 to 2751 code for a protein of 916 amino acids. The transcript has 16 exons. Lineage: Eukaryota; Fungi; Basidiomycota; Agaricomycetes; Boletales; Suillaceae. The record is from RefSeq and is a predicted model, not a curated record.
AUGGGAUUUGGUGUUGGGGGUGACUCGCAAUUUGAUGGUCAAGCCGGGGAUUCCAUGGAUACCAACUUAGACGGAGAGACAAGCCAGGAGAACCCUUCGAAGCUAGGCUUCUACCCACCCACUUGGCAAGACACCCUCAGCCUUGCUCGAGAAGUGUUGGACACUGUGCUAUGGAUAUACCACGAGAAGAAGAAUAAACUCGAGAGAGGCUACUUUCCGGAGUACGACAUUGACAUGUGCCGGCUGCUAUGUGACAACCUCUUCACGUUCCGCACAGAGCUCAAGAAGGUCAUUAUCCCUAUUGCAAAAAGGGCAUAUGAUAUCUUCCCACAGGGCUCCAUGACGCGAAAGGAGGAGGCUCAAAAGCAUGUCACCGCAACUGCUGCUAGGCUCCUCAAGAGCGGUGACUACCUCCGGCUCCCUGACUCGUCUGGUGGAUCAUUCAAGAAUUUCACAUUGCAGGCUCUCAAGGACGCUUGUCUUGAAUUCUACUACAGCAACAGCAAGAAAGCACUAAAGAACACGGACGAAUUCCACCGCACAAUCCCUGUCAAUGCGAUGCUUCUUGUAGCAGUGGUGUUGAAGGGCGUUAUCUCUGGCUUUCGGGAGACUGGCACUGACAAGGUUCCUGAUCUAACCGCUGAGCAGUGCAGGAUCCACUUCGUCAAUCUACGGAAAUCAGUUGACAAACUGCUCGACAUUCCGGAGCGCCGCGACGAGCUUGGAGACAUGUUGGACCAAUGGGCUAGGAUUGGCAUGGGCGACUUUGAUGGUUUAUGUGAGCCUUACCAGGCGUAUAUGUCAUAUGUACAGGGGGACUUCCUUGUUUUCAUGGUCACCGUCACUGUGGCUGACCUUUGUUUACAAAUGUUAUCUUCCAGCCCCCGUACCGACAAUGCCAUCAGAUAUCGUGAAUGUCAGGAUUCUGGCCGGUCUUGGCACAAGUCUAUGCAGACUUCAGGCCUACGUCUGGGUAGAAGUCUGGGCACCCCUCGGCACACUCGGCAAAUUCUAGCGGAGUUGAAUCAGCUACUUGCAGGAAUGCUGCCUGUAUGCCCGCCCGUCACCACUGGAGGCGAUGGAAUCCCCCAUUUAGACACCGCUCAAACCAUGUCUGAGCUGCUCAAAUACCUCACUCGGAGCGGUAAUGGCGGGAAACCAAUGGCAAGGCAUUCGUCGUGCUCCUUCUACCGUUGGUAUCUGCAACUACUUGCCUUACCGCACAUCAUGUCAUUAAUUCAAAUGUCAACCACAUCGCCUAGUCCCCCCAGCUCUCAACCAAUCGCCUCCUCUAGCAGUACUACCCUUGCCAUGCUGCCACCCUCCUCAACACAGCCCUCGAGCAAGCGACAAUGCAAGCGGGACGACGAGGAUGUGCACGACAAGGAGGUGCAUGAUGACUUUCUGAUUGAGCAGUUGGAGGAUGGUGGCUUUGGACGUGAGGAGCUCCGUCAGGCAUUGAAUGCCUCUCUCAAAGACCUUGACCUUCCAAUCCCAGAUAUACCAGUUCCUUCUAUACACGACCUAAUAUCUGCACCGCCUGCUCCUAUCCCCCGCGUCCAAUCGCCGAAUGUGCCUUUUGAGGCUGAUCUACCUUCCUCCCCUGCGCUACCUGCACUACCUCACACACCGUCCUCUAGACCAAUGCCGAAGCACCCACGAAUCACGCAACAGAUGGACCCUAUAUGGGUUACUGAUCUACGUGCCCGGGCCCAACAGGAGGCAGAUGAUAAGCGGAUUGAGGAACGCCGCAAAGAGAUGGAACGAGAAGCGAAGCAGCGCUUUGUGUUGCAUUGGUUUGACUCUGACGAUGCCGCUGUCAAGGUUGAAUGGGUGUCCAAGUGCCCUUACUAUCCUCAAUGGCAGCUCGCUGACGAUCCCGAGCUUGUUGCAUCCUUGGGUGCAGAUAUUCACAAGAUCGAAGUCUUUCAGGAGCUCUUGAUGGCAUCAAAAUGUAUCUCACGCCCUCGUCACCUUCGGUUCAACAUGACAGGCGAGCGCGAUGCUGUGCGAAUGAAGCUCAAGGCCAAGAAGGAGCAGGUACUGCUACCAGACCCUGUAGCUGAGGUUGAGGUCAUCGAGACGCCAUCAUCCCCUGCCAUCACAGUCAAGCGUGAACGGGAGGAGAGUCAAGAGCUUACUUCAACUCCUGUGCGGCCACGACUCAUGGUUGAGGACUUCAACAGCCGUCGUGCAAUAUCUAUUUUGCCCACACCCUCUCCACUCCCCCUUCGCAGUCAUAGUGUCAUCUCUCUCUCAUCCAGUCCCCCUCGUGAUACAAUCUCUAUGUCAAUUUUGUCAUCAGCAUCAUCUGUGAUUUCACUUGCAUCCUCGCAUCACUCAACUGCCUCAGUGGAGGUGUCCAGUGCCCCAACACGACAGCAAGCAACCUCCAUCAAUAUACCCACUAUUACUCCCAUUCCUGUCCCCAACUAUGACCCUGCAAAGCCAUCACAGGUGUGGCCCCACAGUAUGCACACCAUCGACAUGGUGGCUGGCUUUCGGCAGAUGGAUGACAAGCUCCUGCGAGCAAGGUACUUUCAGCAUGAGUUGUUCCCUCUCGUAUUCGGAAUCCCCUAUGUCAAGGCCACCUAUCACCACAAUCACAAAAUGUGGCGAGUGACAGAUCACACUGUCCUUACUGAACACGAGGCUGCAGGUCAUACACCAUUGGGUCUUUGGUCGCACUACCUCAGUGCUCGUCGCAGGGCACUUGGGCAGGAGAGCAAGAAGCCUGGCAAGGCCAGGUAA